CUGCAGUCCAAAUCGUCCCUCGUCGCCGACACUCACAUUCCGUUUACCAACGCCAUGAAGAAAGCCGCCCACCGUUCCGCCCCUCCGGCGUUCAGGACCCAGAUCAUCCGACCAAGAGGUGACCAUGACUCUGGCAUCGUCCGACCAAGAGGUGACCAUGACUCUGGCAUCAUUCGACCAAGAGGUGACCAUGACUCUGGCAUCAUCCGACCAAGAGGUGACCAUGACUCUGGCAUCAUCCGACCAAGAGGUGACCAUGACUCUGGCAUCGUCAAUAUCCUGAAACUUGAUGACGACAAUGAGGUCGUCGAGACUACGAUCGAAGUGAACCGUGCAAACGAGGCUGGUGAUACCGUUGGUCGUCAUGGUAUCUUGGAUAAAAAAACUGGCGUGGAUAAAAAUUAUCGGGGAGACCGGUCACGGGCUAUAGCAGGAGUGGGAGCCAUGUCUGGAGUCAUGGCCAUAACAGGAGCCGGAGCCAUAUCCGGGGAUGAAGCCAUAUCUGGAGCCGGGGUCAUAAAAGGAGCCGGAGAAAUAUCAGAAGCUAGAGCCUUUUCCGGAGCCAUAGCCAUUUCCGGAGCCGAUGCCACAUCCGGAACCAGUGCCAUAUCCGAAGCCGAAGACUCUGGAGCCGUAGCCAUGUCUGGAGACGAAGCCAUAUUCGUGGCCGAACCCACAAUCAAAGAUGAAAUGGAGAAGGCAAACGUUGUGUUAAAUAGAGAACAAUAUGAGAGUACGCUGGAGUUCCAAAAACAGCUGCAACAACAAAGACAAAAACAACAGCAAAAUCAACGCACAUUUGCUCCCGUACAUCUUCCCGAAGUUAUCAGAAUUAAAGACAAAAUGAAGAAGGACAAGGAAAGUGACGCGGCAACAGCGAGUUUUCUCCCUCCCAUCGUGGAAAAGCAGCAGCGCGACCGAUAUUUUUCUAAGCCACACUGGACGAAGCAUAUCUAA
Molecule: messenger RNA, 957 nt
Organism: Hyalella azteca
Lineage: Eukaryota; Metazoa; Arthropoda; Malacostraca; Amphipoda; Hyalellidae
Product: merozoite surface antigen 2-like
Exons: 3
Coding region: 55-957 (300 amino acids)
Source: RefSeq, a predicted model, not a curated record